Ustilaginoidea virens is the source of this 4992-nucleotide messenger RNA. RefSeq lists its product as uncharacterized. Gene Ontology annotation, molecular function: four-way junction helicase activity; ATP binding; nucleic acid binding. Gene Ontology annotation, biological process: DNA replication; double-strand break repair via homologous recombination. The coding region runs from base 1 to 4992 and encodes 1663 amino acids. The record is from RefSeq and is a predicted model, not a curated record. The transcript has 2 exons. Gene Ontology annotation, cellular component: nucleus; cytoplasm; chromosome. Lineage: Eukaryota; Fungi; Ascomycota; Sordariomycetes; Hypocreales; Clavicipitaceae.
AUGACUCGGAAUAAUCUGGCCGAUCAACUAUCCUGGCUGUUAACCAACGUCGCAUUAGUGUCGAAACCGCCCAUCCAACGAUUUCCUCCUGUCGGCGACUAUUUAUCCGAUAAUUCUUCCCAAACUGUCGAGAAAUCGAGCAACCCGUCAAUUGUUGGUCCGGAUACCAGUUUGCGGUGCCGGAAUUCGGGGUCAGACGAUGCUCUUUACUUGACUGGAUGGGCGGAGGAUUCCGUGGACACGCCGCGCGUAGUAGAGGCAGACGACGACAGCAGCAUGGUCCGCUUCACCUCAACCACAAAAAACAAUAGACCGUCUUUGGUUUCCCAACCUCGUGACCCCCUUCCAACUCCAUCCGCUACUUGUGCUGCGAAGCCAAAAUUACUAUCAAGCACCGGGACAGCGGAUUCAGAUGCUGGACUCGUUACACCAAAGUCCAAGCGGAAGCUUUCACCAGCCAAAUCAAGCACUGUUCGCGUCGCUGUGUCUCCAAUUCCUAGUCUUGAUCUCACAGACUUCGACGCUGAUGAAUUGGAGUGCAUGGACCUGACGAAAGAUGUGACUGAUCUGGCCGUUCCACUGGAUCAGAAUGAUGAUGUUCAAAUUUGGGAUGCAAAAAGUCACUUGUGGUCGCCCCUUCCUGCCAAAAGCAGCAGGAAGAGGAAAAGCAAUGAUUUAGCCCUAAGCGAGGCAGCUCAUAGAGAAAGCUUCCCUGAUGUCUACGAUAUUUUAGGGAUAGAACCUGCCUCGUCGACACCCGCGAAUCAAUCAUCUUCACGCAAAGCGGGUGCUCCAAGCACAGCCAGGUCAAGACGCAAGCGAGUGAUUCACCAAACAUCGGACGACUUGCUGAGAGAUCUACGAAGCGACCCUUCGGAUGAGGUCACUGUUGGCAUGUCAUCACCGACGAGAACGGUGGCAGAGCGUCGAGAUGUCUCACUGAUGACCCCGAGCAACGAUCAUAAACUGUGCCAGAGAACAGAUAGCGGUACCAAGAAGCGGAAAACAAACCCUUACCAAGGAAUACUUGUUCAAAACGAAUCAGAGCCGUGUUCCAAAGAAACUGAAGACUCACAAAAUAAUGACUGUAUUCCAGACUCAGACGAAGAAUUUUUGACACCGCCGUCGCACAACGCAUCUGUUGCUUUGCCCAAGGAUCAGCCAGCUUCAAGUUUUGGUAGUACAAUUUCCGAGCCGGGGAAAUCUUCUGGGGACGCCGAGAAACUCCCUACGAAUUAUGAAAAAUUGCCACCUACCUCGACUACUACGACUAUAGGCGGGAGUCUUUCUACCGACAAUAGUUCCAGCAUAAGCAAGGACAGCCCCAAGGUCACCGCAUUUGAUCUCCCAGCAGAACAAAAUAUCCCUGACAAUAACUUACGAAAGAUACUCGACUACCUUUUCUCAAAUUCAAAAGUAUUGGAGGAAAGACGCGACACUAUCCUCGGGGAGAUCCGGCGCAAUGGCGCAGAUUUCAUGACAGCCAUUAAGGAGAGGUGGCCCAAGGAGGUGCGAAGUCGAAUCAAGAGCGAGAAAGAGUUUCUCCAAAGCCAGCAGAGAGCCGUCCAAGAAAUGAGCGAUGCUUUGGAGUCAUACAAAGUUCUCUGUGAUCGACGGGAAGCUCUGGUCCAAAAAAUCUCACAGUUGUAUGCUGAGGGCGUUGACAUUGACGAUGACGAAACUCGGCUCGACAGUCUGACGGACGAGGUGCAAGGGCAAGAAGAGAGCCUGGCCAAAUUAAUAGUUUGUGCUGGGUUUAAUGGAUCCCAUAUCCCUAUGCUUGCACCGUCCCUUCUUGGCUCGGCGACAAAGGCACAAGAUGAGGUGGUAAUUGGGACACAACCUCGCGGGUCUGCAUUAGCUGGCUCCCCCGACAUCUCAGUGGUUUCGGUUCCGCUUGUUACUGCCUCGACGCAAGUGGUCCAUCAAACCCAGUUAUCUGGCCCUACUCAGCCACCGGUCCACUGGGCGACUAAUGCAGGUGAAGGGAGCGACGCUUUUUCGGAUACGGAAGCCCACUUGCAAGCAUCGCUGUGUGUGCCGAACGAAAAUGCAGCACCGAAUUCCACGUAUCCCGGCUCAGCCCGUCGCGCACACAAUGCCUCUGAUAACUUCAGCGAUUUUAGUGACGACGUCGACAUGCUGGCCUUUGCCGAGGAUUACGAAACUCGCCAAUCCUUUGGAAGUGAACGUACUCCGUCACGCCAUGUCUUCUCGGAAACUUCGGGGAACGUUAUGCCACCACCAAAAUCCAAAACGCUGAAUAAGCGACAAAUUGCGCCGAUAUUGCCUGAGCUGCGAAUCCCGCCGGAGUUGAUGAAACAUGUUUGGUCGCCGGAAGUUCAAAGAAUGCUCAAAGAUCGAUUUAGAAUGAAGGGCUUCCGGCCCAAUCAACUGGAGGCAAUCAAUGCGACUUUGGGGGGUGAAGACGCCUUUGUCUUGAUGCCUACAGGAGGUGGCAAAUCUCUCUGUUAUCAGUUGCCAGCCAUUGUCAAGACGGGAAAGACGCGAGGGGUGACUAUUGUCGUGUCCCCCUUGCUGAGCUUGAUGCAGGACCAAGUCGAUCAUAUGAAAGCCCUUGGCAUACAAGCUGUAGCUUUCAACGGGGAGUGCUCCGCCGAGUACAAAAGGCAAGUCAUGAGCGCGUUUGAAGAACGCAGUCCUGAGCACUUCAUCGAGCUACUUUACGUCACGCCGGAGAUGUUUAGCAAGAAUGUUGCCUUUAACAACGCAAUGCAAACCUUGUAUCGCAAGGGCAAGUUUGCUCGGCUGGUGAUAGACGAAGCUCACUGCGUCAGCCAAUGGGGCCAUGAUUUCAGACCUGAUUACAAAAGCCUCGGGUCAGCUCGAAAGGAGUUUCCACGAGUCCCUAUUAUGGCCUUGACAGCCACUGCCACGCAAAACGUGAUUGUGGAUAUCAAGCAUAACCUCGGGCUGGUCAAUUGCCAAGCUUUUUCGCAAAGCUUCAAUCGUCCAAACCUGUAUUACGAAGUCCGGCCGAAGACGACCAACUCGACCGCGACGGAGAGCAUAGCCGGACUGAUCAAGGCGAAAUACCGCAACGUGACGGGCAUCGUGUACACCAUUUCGAGGAAGCAGGCGGAAGAAGUUGCAAGCCAGCUCAGCGGCCACGGCAUCAAGGCACGUCACUACCACGCUGGGAUCGAUCCUCAGGAAAAGGUCGAGGUGCAAACAGCGUGGCAAAAGGGCGAUAUCAAGGUUGUUGUGGCCACGAUUGCUUUCGGCAUGGGCAUAGACAAACCCGACGUCCGAUUCGUGGUCCACCACGGCAUUCCAAAAAGCUUGGAAGGGUAUUAUCAGGAAACGGGCCGUGCUGGCCGUGAUGGCAAACCGUCUGACUGCAUUUUGUAUUACGGAAAAGCGGACAUAAGGGUCCUGAAAAAGCUGAUUGCAGACGGAGACGGCAACGAGGAGCAAAAGGAACGACAAAUGGUCAUGCUGAACCGCGUCACGGCCUUUUGCGACAACAAAUCGGACUGUCGACGUACCGAGGUCCUUCGCUAUUUUGGGGAGGAUUUCGUGCCAAGCCAAUGCAACAAGGGGUGCGACAAUUGCCAGGCUGGAUUGGUCUUUGAGCAGCAAGAUUUCUCUUCCUACGCCAUUGCUGCUAUACAAGUCGUGGAUGCGCAGCGUCGUCUGACAGCUAAUCAAUGUGCAGACAUCCUGCUCGGCAAGAAGUACCCAAACCACGAAAACAGGCUCUCAGACGAGCAAUUCGGAAUGGCCAAAGGUCUGAAGAAGCACGAAAUGGUUCGCGUCAUUGAUAAGCUAUCGGCCGAGAAGGCUUUCGACGAGAACAACGUGGUGGGAACUCAUGGCGUCGCUAUUCAAUACCUCAAGAUAGGACCGACAGCACGCAUGUUCCUUUCGGGCCAGCGUAAGCUCAUGCUCACGAUCCAAGUAGACGAUGACAAGGUUUCUAGGACAUCCAAGUCAAAGCCAAGGAAACCGGCCAAGAAGAAGGGCAAGGAACCAGACAAUUCAGCCAUGCUGUCGACGUACGUGUCGUCUCCGAUGGAGAGACGGGGGCGGGGAGCACGAAGGAUGGAGAGUGAGGACGAAGAAAAUAUGCCGAGAACGGCGCUGGGCUAUGCGAAUGAUGGUUUUGUUGUUUCGGACGAGGACGAAGAAGCUUUUGAGCCUCUGCCGAAACGUGGUCGGGCCAACCCCCCGGCGAAGAACAAAAAACCUCCACCACUACGUCCUGGGCCUCCCAUUGUGACCAACAGGACCAUGGAAGACUUGUGCGAGGUCCAUCAAGAUCUGGUCAAUGGUUUUGUGCGAGAAGCUCGAAAGAUGGAGGAGCAUAUCCGCAACAAGAAGGAACUCCGACGCCCCUUGUUCACCGAGAGGGAUUUCCGAGAAAUGGCCAUCAACUGGACCGUGUCUCUGGACAGGAUGAUGCGCAUUCCCGGGGUAGAUGCCGAGAAGGUGCAGGAGCACGGGCCCAAGCUGCUGCCUGUUCUCAAGCGCCAUCAUGAUCUGUACCAGCAAAUCGUCGAGGCCGGUGACGGUGGGCAAGAUGAGCAGCAAGUUGUCGACCUGGUUAGCUCUGAUUUGGAGGCAGCUGACGAGGAUGUCAACUCGGAGCACGGGGAAGGAGAGGUUGACUCUCAUUACUUUGCACCAAAGCCCCGGCCCGAGGUGGAAGCGUUUCAUAGCAGACUCGAAGGACUCAGCAGCCAGCAACAGGGACAAACGAACCAGUCGUCCAGACCCAGGUCAUGGAAUCCUCGAGGCGGCGGCGGCGGCGGCGGCAAAAAGUUUUCCGCGGGCAAGAAAUGGCCUCGGAAGACAUCGGGAGGUGGGGUUCCCAGGCGCAAGUCUAAUUCCAACUCUUUGACGAAUCGAAAGGCAAGCGGCUCGUCUGCAGCACCAAGAUCAGCCACUACGGCAAGGGGAGGCGGGCCAAAACGAGACGGGAGGAUAGCCAAGAAGAGCGGAGGGGGGAUUGGUUUGAUGCCGUUGUGA